CUCUAGUGUGACCAUCUGUGCAUGUGAGAAAGACUGGAAGCUUCUGUUUCUCAAUCGUGGGCUCUUUGUGGCAUACAAAACACCAACUGGACGGUGGUAGAUCUUCAUCAAAAACGGUCAAAGAAUCAGAGAAGGACAGGAAUUGUAGACUGCAACAGUUAAGGAUUCUGAGAAAACAACUGGUAAUGUGCGUAAACAAGAACCAAGCUGGGGAUCUCUGAUAAAACAGUUUUAAACCUGCAGUCGAUAAAACUGAUCAAAAGGAAUAGGUUUUUCUCAUCACCAUGGGCUGCUCUCCCUCUAAAGGUCAACUCUUCAGUAAAAAAGCUUUAUUGUCUGAAUCACCAGAAAACAAGAAGAAUGCAGACCUGCUUUCUGAUGGGACACAGCUUCUUAUCAAAGCAGAGAUUAGCACAGCUUCAGAAGGACUAGCGGCAACAGAGAUACAAGAAAAUGAAAAAUAUGUACACGGUAAGAGAUCAUCAGUAGUUGAUGUAGUUUGUGAUGCCACUGUGACAGUCAAAGAAGAUGCUACUGAGACGACGCUAGAUAUGGUUCACUCUCAGGAUGGACAAAGUGCACAAGAGGGUCUCUCAGAAAACCAGAAAGGAGGAACUGAGGAGACAAAUAUUAAACAAGGAAAGCGGAGGAAGCAAAGAAAAUAUAGACUGAGAAAAAAUUCCUACAUGCAGUCAAAAGCAGAGUUCAUACUGAAAGCCCACCAGGCAGCCUAUGCGUACCUGAACCCCAGCAUAUCAAAAUAUGAAUCUCUUUUAGGGCUCUUGAGCCAGGCUGCUCAGACCCAUCUCUCUGUACAGACCACAGUAGCAUCAGUAGUCUUGCACUAUGAAGAGAUCAACCAGGCUUUGGAGGAAAUGGCCUCUGAGGGUGAGCAGCUGCUGAGGGAACACGGACACAACAUGACAUGGCCCGCUUCACUUAAAGACUAUCCACCUACAACAACCAAACCCAGCAACGAACUAAACCUCUCCCAGCUUCCUUCUGAACUGCUGCAGCAUAUGCUUCUUCACUCCACAGCUAAAAUGAUCUCUGUGGGAGACUCUGUGAAGUGCCUGAGUGACUCAGCCUUACAGGAACUAUCUGAGUACUAUGGGUCUCUGUCUCAGACAUUAGGAGAGAAGCUGCUGGCUAAGCAUAAGGCCGAGGAGCGCUUGAAGCAUAUCUUGUCCCGUGUGGAAGCUGCUGCCCUCAGGAAAACAAGUCCAGAAGAUUCUGCUCUUCACAGUGAGGACAGCGGCAUAGGAGCAGACAACGAGUGUCAGAAUGGAUCGGAGCGUCUCCGUCGAAACAGAGGGAUCUCUGGGUCAGGAGCAAAUACUGGGAUAACAUCUCUCUUGACCAGCUCUUCAGAUCAGCCGUUCCUUAAUGCCAACGAGGAGGUUUCAGAUAAUGAUGAUGAUGAUGAUGAUGAUUAUGAGGAGGAGGAAGCAGAUCUUGAAAAUGAAGUCAGUGGUAAAGAUGAGCAGGGUGGGCUGACCGACCAGACGAGGGGAACAAUGUGUGGGUCUUCUGAACCAGAGUCCACCCAUCCUUCAGUUCAGGGUAGUCUGCAAAAGCAAGACCAAGUCAAGAUGGAUAACUUAAAAAGAAAACCCAGACGGCCCAAAACUGCAGACAAUACCUUUCAGGCGAAACUAAAGUACCGCCAUUUGAGGGGACCAAAGCGCUCACAAUCUGCCGAGUGUUUGUGUACCAAAGCAGAAGGAUCAGAUCCUAACCUGCAACUAGGAAACCCGAGGAACAAGCAAACACCUCGCUGGAGGAGAAAAAAUAACUUGUCAGAAGAAAGUGUACAUGGGGAUCAUGUUUGGACAAAGAUUAGAAGAAGUGCAUCAGGAGGACAGUGCACAGCCAGGUACUAUGGGCUCCAGUAUGGCAGCAAAGGGCCUUUCAGGGAAAUAUCUUCUAGCUCUCCUCCAAUGUUUACCCCAGAACCACCUGGGAGAAAUGCUGUCAAGAGGCUUAUUAAUACUUUUAACCACGGGGUGGAGGACAAUUCAAGACAAAGUCCUUUACACCAAAAACCAAUAAGAGUAAGGGGCAACAAGAAAUGCUCUCUCCCACUGCUACAGAACAGCAGAGGAGCUCUCACCACCAGCAGGAAUAUCAAGAGUAGCAUCCAUCCGCUUGAGCCCAGACCUGAGCAACUGGACAUAGACAGCCUCCCCCCUCCACCCCCAGAGAUGCUCAUGGACAGCUCAUAUGAAAGCAGUUUAGGGUUGCCCACUGAGGAGGGAGCUCACGAUGAGCAGUGCAGAGGACAAAGACUCCGCACUUCAACACAAAGAGAGACUGUGCUCUCCAGCCGGACAAGCAGACAGCGAGGCUCCAUGAGCUUCUCAACGACUCAGCCUGUGAGGCAAGAUUCUCUGCCGGGCAUUGAACAAGAAUACAAAAAAGUGACUGAACUGGAUUCUGAAAGAGAAGAAGCACACACCCUUGACCAGAAAUUUAGAAAAGUUGUUCAUUUGCCCGCUGAUACUUCAGCCAAAACAGUCCCGGCUAAUACAGGUUUGAACGGUUCCAUGCCUUAUCAAGAAUGUGAAAACCACAAUGAGGGCGAGACUGCAAGUCUGCAACCAAAAACAUUUCCUCCAACAACUCCACCUGUCUCGAGGGCACGGCUUCCACCCUCCUGCCCCACUGUGUGCCACGCAGUGCCCAGUCCUCCAUCCACAGCCUGCCCCCCGAGUGUGAAGUGGACUCCAUCCACAACUUCUGCCACCUCCAGGAUACACAGAUGUGCGAUGGCUGAAGAAAACAGCCUCCACGGUUCUGGGACACAAUCGUUUAGUGAAGCUCGGGCAGUGUUCUGUCAGGAGAGCAAAUCACUCCCUCACACACUGACACAUUCAUGUACGUCUACAUUACCUCGGCCAUGGGGAGAACCUGCCAGAGGAAGAAUGAUAACUACUCGUCUUCAACCUUCCUUUAUGGGAAGCAGUCCAUCAGGUCAAAGGUCAUCCCAUGGUGAGCAGCCACAGUCACUGCCUAAUGCCAAACAACAACAGGGCCAGGGCGAUGAUGUCACACCUUUGACCAGUGAGGGAGCCACCACGGCGUCCAUGAGAGCAGACCCCGAGCCGUCCACUGAUGAUCUGAUCUGAACACACACAUCCAGAUUAGCUGGAUUAAGGCCUUUUCUGUCCCCUGAGAGCUCUAACAUGGAUAUACAUGGGCACAUUUCCAAUAAAUAUAAACCCCAUGAUGCUUAAAAGAGCUUAGAAGUUUAAAAAAAACCACCUGCCUGUGUCUAUCUGUUACUGUGUGUCAAUCUGUUUACUUAAUCUGUUAUUUAAACUCAUGUUUACUCUUCUAUUUGUAGCAUGAUCUUCUUUUGGUUAUAAUACUUAACAAAGGAAUAUUAGUUCAGUCACAUUCUCUCUUUGUAUCCUGUAAUCAGUUCAUCCUGUCAUACUCUUAUCCUCCUUUAACAGGAGCCUGUUACUCUUACUACUUGUUAGACAUAUUUAAUCACCAAUACUUAAAAUAUUAUUUCACACACAUACAUAUAUUUUCACACACGUCGAAUAUAAACACUUAAGCCAGUUUUGUGAAUUUAGGGUCAGAACAGUGAUUCUGGAUUCAUUUCAUUAGGGCGGAUGAACCCUUCAGAUUUCUGCAUCAAUUGAUUUAAAAAAUGUGAUCUGAUACUAAAGAUAAUUCAGUCUCAAACACACACUUUUGCACAGUUUGAUCUGCCCUGUCAUGAAAUAAAAGCACAAUGUACCAGCUGCUGGUCAGAGAUUUCAGAGAUGAGUUAUUAAAGGAGAAGCUGAACAUGAAA
Messenger RNA from Carassius carassius (crucian carp), 3808 nucleotides. RefSeq lists its product as uncharacterized. NCBI's taxonomy places the organism in Eukaryota, Metazoa, Chordata, Actinopteri, Cypriniformes, Cyprinidae. The record is from RefSeq and is a predicted model, not a curated record. The transcript is spliced from 2 exons. The coding region runs from base 285 to 3128 and encodes 947 amino acids.